Messenger RNA from Alexandromys fortis (reed vole), 1189 nucleotides. It is a transcript of the gene CUNH2orf80, whose product is annotated as chromosome unknown C2orf80 homolog. The record is from RefSeq and is a predicted model, not a curated record. Bases 1 to 885 code for a protein of 294 amino acids. NCBI's taxonomy places the organism in Eukaryota, Metazoa, Chordata, Mammalia, Rodentia, Cricetidae. The transcript has 9 exons.
AUGGGGACCACUCAUCAGGAGAGCCGUGGUGCACUAUGUACUAGUUCAGACGAACAAGUGUGUAAGGGGGGACCACUCACCAGGAGAGCGGUGGUGCACAAUGUACUAGUUCAGAUGAACAAGUGUGCAAGCAGGGGGACCACUCAUCAGGAGAGCCGUGGUGCACUAUGUACUAGUUCAGAUGAACAAGCACAGUUUCCUAGCAACCAGGCAGAAGCAUCUGCGUUCAGGAAGACUUUGAGCAGCCGCUCAAGCCUUCCAAUGCCCAAGCCUGCCUGCGGGUACCAGGAAGAGCAGAAGCGCUACGUCAGCUCCAGUUGGCUAUCAGGUGAAGCGCAAGCUAUCCGCUCAGCCCUGGCCUUCCGCCAUGGAAAAGAGUCGUGUAAAGCAGGAGGUGAAGAGGCUGCUGCCCACUAUGACCUGGCCGUCAGUGUUGCUUGUCAAUGGGUAGAUCCCUCAGAAGAUUUAACUUGGCUCCAGUGGGAGAAAGUGAAAGCGCCACUUCACGGCAGACCCUUGUAUCCAAACCGAAGAGAGCGCGAAGCAGUGAUCUUAUCAUCUUACGCCGGAGUCUUAAUGAACAGUAUCCCAAUUGAGGAAGUCCUGAAAAUUUACGGGGCCUAUUCUUCUACUGAACCUGAUUCUACAAAGGUCUCCCCGGCUCUGCUGCCCCGCCGCUCCUUGCACCCUUUCGCCAUGUUGACAGCACCCGACGCAGCAGCAGCCGAGUGCAACCGCAGACAGAGUGUCAAGCUGAGGAGAGGGGCAAUACCAAAAAAUGCCUCCAGCGGCUCUACCAAGAAAGCAAUGGUUCAGAAUGGAAAUCCUGGAAAAGAUGCUCAUAUGCACAGCUCAAGAACAAGGUCACCUAGGAAUGAGAACUAGUACCGUGAUGCAUAACAGAGCCUCUGGGAGCAGACCGGAAGCUUCGCCUUAAAGCCACAAUCAUCUCUGUAGUCAGCCAUUGCUGUAAACGGCAUUGCCUCUCCAGCAUGCCCUUAGCCUUCUUCUCUUGGAAGCGUAUUGCACACCUAUAUUUUGGCAAAAGGAAAAAAAUGUGUAUAUCCUAUGCUAUUUCAUUUUAUGCCUGGAAAACUGCUGGAGAAUUUGUAGGGGCUCACUGUUCCUGGAUGGGUGGGUUUAGACAAUCUGGUUUUGAUACACAUUUUAGCAAAUGUGUCGCAUUAAA